CAGGUGAGCGGGGUCCGAUGGAGGAGCAGCGGGCCGGGGCGGGACCUCGGAACCUGCUGUCCUCCGCGGUCUAUUCCUCGUGUGUGUGCCCCUGCUGUAUACCCUGCCUGGACGUGCACGCACUUCCUGAAUGGUGAGACGUCUGCAUACCUGUCAGGUGGAAGAGGACAAACGGCAGGAAGGCAGACCCGGCCUCUGCAGCUCAGCCCCGGCGAAGGUUCCCGGCUCCCCCGUGAACGCCCGGCCCAGCGUGUCUCCCGGCAUGAGGAACACGAGCAAGGAGCUGCACGGCGCCAUGAGCCGCUAUGCUCCCUGCGACUGGUAUUACCACCUUCCCAUGAAGCGGUCCGAAAAGGCCAUGGAUGCCCCGCCAGCGUCCCAGAUCCCCGGCCUCAGCGACCUGAGGGAAGCCCCCAACGGGCACACGCUUGGGGCGCAGAGGUACUGGGUGAAGGAAACAGACUCGGAGUAUGUGAAGCUGGCGAAACAAGGCGGCCAGCCCGAUUUGUUGAAGCACUUUGCCCCCGGGACCAGGAAGGGCUCUCCCGUGGCCUACUCCUUGCCAGACUGGUACGUCCACCACAGCAAGCCGCCGACGGCCGACCAGAGGCAGGUCCCUACUGUGUCCAUACCCGACUACAUGGUUUAUGAAGAGUUUAACCCCGAUCAGGCCAGUGGCAACUACGAGUCCAGAAGAGGGCCCUUCAACUUUGACAUGAAGACAGUUUGGCAGAGAGAGGCUGAGGAACUCGAAAAGGAGAAAAAAAAGGUGAGGCUGCCAGCCAUCAAGUCCAAGUAUCCGAGCAAAGCAGGGACCCCGCUUGGCCUCAAAGACCCUGAAGGAGGCAAGCUGUCCUUUCCCCCUAUGCCUGGUCAAAAAACCAGUUCACCCACAAACUUUUCCAAGCUUAUUAGCAAUGGAUAUAAGGAUGAGUGGUUGCAGCAGCGAGUGGACCUAGACAAGAGGACCCCGCAGACAACCAGGGCCUCUGCUUCGUCCCCAUCCCCGCGGGAUGCCGAGCCGCGCCCAGACCCAGAGGCUCCGGAAGGCACCAAGGAAGGCCCAGAGUCUUCUCCAAGUCCAGCAGCGCCUCCAUCCGCCUCAACACCCGCGGAGCUCAAAUAACCCCGGAUGUAACAUGCUAGGAUCUGUGUUACAGCUAUAGUUAUGAGACCCCUGUUACAGUUUAUUAACAUAGAUUCUUAUGAAAUUAUCGAUCUUAGAACAGAUUUGACAUCACUGCUGCGUAGAUGGUGCCCGGGUUGGGUUUUGUUUCUUGCAUCCCACUCGGAUGCCGGGCACUUGAUCUUUGCACCCUGCGCCUUGCUGGCCUGCAAUGUCCCAGGGUCGUGGAACCCGCCACUUCCUCCCCACCCUCAGCCGACAUCACCUCCUGCUGUGUGAGCCUCUGUUGGCACCACUUCUAUUGAAAUCCACGGUUUAGACUAUUAACUGGAAGAAACUCACCCAAAAGCUUUUUCACUCUCUGGUCCUGGAAUUUUUGUAGAAGUAAUUUUGCUGUUAAAAAAAAGUAUUUAAUUCCAGAAUAUUGUGAUAUAGUUUAUAUUAAGAAAAAGAUUAAUUUAGUAUGCCUUGAAGUUUUAAACAUUUAGUAUAAAACCAUUGUAGCAUUUGCUAGUUUUAAAUGUUUGAUAAUAUUUUUUACAUAAACUGAAAUCCGUAAUAUUGAACAUUUAUUUUGUAUUAAGUAAAAAUAUGCUUAAUUAAUUUAGUAGUCUUAACAAAAAUGUUUUAAUACUCUGACAAUUCUCUCAUUUUAUAAAUUUCAUUACUAUUUAUAUGCAAGUAAUAAGCAUAAAAAUGUAGUUUUAUAUUUUGUACAUUUAAUUCAUUAAUAAUAUAAUAUCCUGCUGGAAGAUUUUCAGAGAGCCAAAUAAAGUCAGAGAUAUCUUAGCUUCUUUCCCAGAAUAAACUUAUCAUGCACUGCUCCCCUAGAAUUUAAAAGUUUUCAAUUAAUUCUUUAAGAGAUACUGAGUUGAACGCAUGGAUCUGUAUCGUUGGAUAACAACGCAGCUCAGAGAACAUGAGUGGCUCAGGCGCUGACCCAAAAGCAUUCGCUCUAGAGGAAGGUGCUGACUUUCUCCGGUUUCUCCCCUUCCCCCAUUUCCUUUCUCUACUUCAAUCCCUACCCCAUUCUUUAGCCCCUUCCCCCACCUAAGAAAAAACCAUCAGGAACAGAUAUCAGUAGCUUAAGACUCUUUAAUCCCUUUUUGAGGGUAUUAGAGUAGCGGAAACCCAUGGUUUAAUAAGAGGACAGAGUUUGGAGUGGGACCUGUGACCAGAUCUUGGCGCCAUGAAGGGCAGCUGGGGCCUGUUAUUCAAAAAGCAAGUCCUGCAGUUAACUUUCUGCUUGGUAAUAGACAACAAACGUUAUGAAAACAGAUUUGCA
Hippopotamus amphibius kiboko is the source of this 2411-nucleotide messenger RNA. It is a transcript of the gene C4H7orf57, whose product is annotated as chromosome 4 C7orf57 homolog. The transcript has 8 exons. Bases 131 to 1126 code for a protein of 331 amino acids. Lineage: Eukaryota; Metazoa; Chordata; Mammalia; Artiodactyla; Hippopotamidae. The record is from RefSeq and is a predicted model, not a curated record.